Charadrius vociferus (killdeer) is the source of this 3570-nucleotide messenger RNA. It is a transcript of the gene NR4A3, whose product is annotated as nuclear receptor subfamily 4, group A, member 3. The record is from RefSeq and is a predicted model, not a curated record. Gene Ontology annotation, cellular component: nucleus; transcription regulator complex. Bases 1 to 1647 code for a protein of 548 amino acids. Gene Ontology annotation, molecular function: nuclear glucocorticoid receptor binding; zinc ion binding; RNA polymerase II cis-regulatory region sequence-specific DNA binding. Gene Ontology annotation, biological process: cellular response to corticotropin-releasing hormone stimulus; regulation of transcription by RNA polymerase II. The transcript is spliced from 7 exons. Lineage: Eukaryota; Metazoa; Chordata; Aves; Charadriiformes; Charadriidae.
AUGCCCUGUGUGCAAGCGCAGUAUAGCCCUUCACCGCCCGGUUCGAAUUAUGCAGCUCAGACCUACGCGUAUGGCUCGGAGUACAGCUCGGAGAUCAUGAACCCUGACUAUACCAAGCUGACGAUGGACCUGAGCAGCACCGAAAUCACCGCCACUGCCACCACCUCCCUUCCCAGCUUCAGCACCUUUAUGGAGGGUUACUCCGGCAGCUACGAGCUCAAGCCUUCCUGCCUCUACCAAAUGCAAUCUGCCUCCUCCAGCCAGAGGCCCCUCAUAAAGAUGGAAGACACCCGGCUCUCCCCCUACCAGCCCUCACUGCCACCCUCCACCGACGAGGGGAUGCCCAGCACGUCCAUGUACUUCAAGCAAUCUCCUCCCUCCACCCCCACCACGCCUGGCUUCCCCUCUCACCAGAGCCUGUGGGAUGAGCCCCCGCUGCAGCCCACGCAGACCUGCCUGCCGCCCAGCCACCUCAUGGACGCUGCCCCCAUGAAGACCGUGCCUCCCCGCUUCCCCCUCUUCCACUUCAAGCACUCCCCCCCACACACGCCGGCGGCCGCCCCCCACAUCUGCUUUGACCCUGCCUCCCUCUGCCUCCCCCUGGCCUCCGACCGGCCCGGCACCUGCGCCGUCUGCGGGGAUAAUGCCGCCUGCCAGCACUACGGGGUACGGACGUGCGAGGGCUGCAAGGGCUUUUUCAAGAGAACAGUUCAGAAAAAUGCAAAAUAUGUUUGUCUGGCAAAUAAAAACUGUCCAGUGGACAAGAGACGUCGUAACAGAUGCCAAUACUGCCGGUUUCAGAAGUGUCUCAGCGUCGGCAUGGUUAAAGAAGUCCCCCCCCCCCCCCCUCUGAAAGGGAGAAGAGGUCGGCUGCCUUCCAAACCAAAGAGCCCCUUACAGCAAGAACCCUCUCAGCCCUCCCCGCCUUCUCCUCCCAUCAGCAUGAUGAACGCCCUCGUACGAGCUUUAACCGACUCCACGCCCAGGGAGCUUGACUAUUCAAGAUACUGUUCCACCGAUCAGGCUGCUGCAGGCACAGAUGCAGAACACGUACAACAGUUCUAUAAUCUUCUGACUGCCUCCAUUGACAUAACUAGAGGUUGGGCAGAAAAAAUCCCAGGAUUUACUGACCUCCCAAAAGAAGAUCAGACAUUACUCAUAGAAUCAGCUUUUUUGGAGCUGUUUGUACUAAGACUCUCCAUCAGGUCUGAUACUGCUGAGGAUAAGUUUGUAUUCUGCAAUGGACUUGUGCUUCAUAGACUUCAGUGCCUUCGAGGAUUUGGGGAGUGGCUCGACUCUAUUAAAGACUUUUCCUUAAACUUAAAGAGCCUUAACCUUGAUAUCCCAGCCUUAGCAAGUUUAUCAGCUCUAACUAUGAUUACAGAACGACAUGGAUUAAAAGAACCAAAGAAAGUGGAAGAGCUAUGCAACAAGAUCACAAGCAGUUUGAAAGAUCACUUAACUUUCAGUUGCCAAAAUAAAGGACAACCGCUUGAGUCUGCAGAGCCGAAGGUACUGGGUGUUCUGGCUGACUUGCGUUCUCUCUGCACACUGGGACUGCAGCGCAUCUUUUACCUGAAACUGGAAGAUUUGGUGCCAGCCCCUUCCAUUAUCGACAGGCUGUUUCUGGACACCUUACCCUUCUGAGUCAAACCACCCUCCAGAAAGGCAAAUGCCCACCAGAGCAGGCAAACGGAUCGGGACUUACAGCUAACAUUUCUGCUCUCACUUAACAGAAAAGCAGCUCCAAGUCUAAAAUGAGGUCUUUUCUGGCGCUUUGUCCUUACAACCUGAGGCCUGAAACUUACUGGCUUACUGGUUUGGGGUUGUGUUCUUUGUUUUCUUUUGUGUGAUUUGGGUUUUUUUAAAUGGCUAAUAUGGCACUUUUGGACAAUGCUAUCCCAGCAGCAGUAAAAGGUUAACAUGACUGUUUCAAAUCUGUUGUUUAACACCUCAUGGCAUAUGAGGAGUAAAAUUGUAGAAGCUGUGUUUGAAAACAAGAACAGCAAAUAGUUGUUUGCCAGGGUAGUAUGUGUUUUGUGAGGAUACCUUUAGCAUACUUCCUGCAUCAAGGGCACAUACAUCAGCACAAUCUAAACAAAAAUUCACUUUUUUAGCAAAGUACAUUCAAUUGAACAUUUCAUACCAAUCAAAUAUAGCAAAAUGACAAUGGCUGUUAGCUCCCAUGUUCAAGUGCAAUUUUUUAAAGUGCUGUCUUACUAAGUCUCGUUUAUUAACUAAUUUAUUUUACUAUGAAAACAAACAGAAGAAAUCAAGUGAGAAAAUUACAUGCACUAACUUACCUGACAGAGUUUUCCAAACUUGAUUCCAUGUAGCGCGACUUAUUGACAAAUGUAUGUGGAAGACACGGGAGCAAUUGUGGCUCAGUUGUUCCUCAGCUAAGGAAAUCCGAGUAAGUAGUGACUGGAGCAUACAGGGUCAGCAUCAGGGAUAGUUCAGUUCUAGACUUCUAACGUAAGCGACUAGUUAGUAAACGGACAGAAGAUGGUUUUCAAGAACAAGCAAGUCUUGUAAAAUAGUAUGAAUGUAAGUGCUAGGAAGGAUAUAGUGGGCUGCGUUUAAACAUUCCGUGUUCGUACUCCUUUUUGUAUGUUUAUACUGUUGAUGCCAUAUUAAUAUGAAAUAAUUUGUUGCAUAGUGUCCUUAUUUGUAUAAAUGUUUGUAUGCAUGGUAUAUUGUAAUGGCUUUGCCUGUAUUUAUUGCAAUGACUGCCAGCUCAUGGGAGCCCUGUUACACAUGAUAACUAAAUGGGGUGUUCACACUGACUCAGAUACACCAGUUGGAAAACUAUAUACAUAUAUAUAAUGUGUAUAUAUAUAUGUAUAUACCUAUAUUUGUGUGCGUGUGUGUGUGCGCGUGUCUUUUUAUUAACCAUUUGUAUAUAAAAUACCUGUCAAAUCACAAGCAGAGUUAUUUUACAGUUUAUUUGCAGUGACUUCUAAGGCAGUACUGUUUAGCACUUUGAUAUUAAAAUCUUGCUCAUGUUUUGCUAAAUUCAAAUAAUAUUUAAAAAGUUUAGUUCUAAGAAACUUUAUAUGCACUGUAUUAAGUCAAAAUUUUGUUGGUCAUUUUGCUAAGGAAAUUUUUGAAUGUCAACCUGAUGUCACUGUAUCUUUUGUUAGCUUUAAACAUUCUAGCUUUUGUCUUUUUUUAAACUAUGCUGUUUAUAUGGAAAUUAAAUUAUACAAUCAAACAGAUGCCAAAUGAAUUGCCUAAUUGCUGCAAAGGAUAACCCAGAUAUCGAGUCACUGUAUGGUUUUCAAAUAGUAAUCUGGUAUUUUAUCACUUACUAUGUUUGGAUGUGCUUUUAUGAAAAAAUUAUUCUUAUAUCAAGAUUUAUAGUAGUGUCAAUAGGGAAACAGACUUCUAAUCACUAUAGUUAAUAUUUCCGGUUUACCUGCAGAUAAUAUUUGGAAAAGUAUUGCUUUUUGUAUUGACUUUUAAGCUUAUGUGCAAACAUAAUAGCAUAAUUAAAUAUCAGAGAAGCUAAUGUUUCUUGUAGGUUGCUGUAACAAGCCUGACCAGCAAGACAAAUAUAUUUUGACUGAA